AUGGAGAACACAAUGGAAACCGUUCCCAGCCAGGAGGUCGUCGUUGCUCGGUACUACUGGAAGAUUGGCAAGAUCGCCGAGCAGAAAGAAGAAGUCAAAGCCUGGCUCACCAAGAAUACGACGAAUGGCAUCCCUUGGGUCUUGCGAGUUCUUCCAGGAUUCGAGGAGGAAGUCAACAACGCCUUCCCAGGCGUUUUGGGUAUGAUGUCCCGAGGACAAAACAAUGGCUGUGUCAACGGAACCGCCCUAUUGCAGACCGACUACAAAGUACACACAGUUGGAGGAAAGUACCGGCCAAAGUUCCUCUACCGCGCUUUUCAUAGCGAGAUUCCAAACAACGGCAUCAAGUCUCGUCUCGGCCGCGGAACAGACCCAAUAUUCCUGCACAUCCACCUCCGCAAGCACCUCCGCUGGCGUUGCCGAGAAGCCAGUCCCUUUCUCUCCGCGACCAACGACUGGGCUAAGGCAGUUCGAAUCGCCUUGCUCUACGAGAAGCGUGGUCAUACCGGAAUCAAGAUCAUCAAAUUCGCAACCAAUGGCGAGGGUUGGGAUCACAACGUGCAACGCAUGUGGCGAGCUAGAUCGCUGCUUUAUCAGAUGGGUCUCAAGAACGACAACAGAAAGUAUCUCGACAACGAAUAUCUCAUCGAGCACUCGAUUCCUGAAGCCAGCAUUGUCAAAGUUUACGACUGGAUUGACAGACAGAAGUUUCUUGACCCGAGCGGCAGGGUUCAGAAUCAAGUACGCCUCGAGCUGAAAGAGAAGCAGAGAGCUUCCGAUCUGAAAAAGGAGCGACGGGCUCAAGAAAGAAUGAGGGUCGACGAGGAGAGAAAGAAGCGAAAGUUGGAUAGCCCAGAUGGGCCAGUGGCCGAGGAUGUGCGUGUGGUUGGCAAGAGGGUCAAGGUUGGACCCAAAAUGGGCCCUAACGUGGCGGGAGCCUGA
Molecule: messenger RNA, 942 nt
Organism: Colletotrichum karsti
Lineage: Eukaryota; Fungi; Ascomycota; Sordariomycetes; Glomerellales; Glomerellaceae
Exons: 1
Coding region: 1-942 (313 amino acids)
Source: RefSeq, a predicted model, not a curated record